AUGUUUAUUCCAAUAAAUACCAAGGAACAAAAUAUAUUCUGCUUUGCGAAGUUUAUUUGUUUACUUUCCUUAAGCCACAUUAUUUUGUUUACAGAUCCGGAUCUUGGUUACAGAUAGUUUCGCUGUUUCGGUAAGUAAUACACUAUAUUAGGUGAUAUAAUAUUUUUUUUUGUUACUGACUGGACAACUCACAAUUAUUAACUGCAAUAGUGCGUGAUAGAUAAUAAGUAGUUUUUCUUUCUGUAGGUAAAUAGUGAUCGCAAAAAAACCUAGGUAAACUACAGUAAUUUAAAAUCGUAUUUCACUCACUUGAUUUAGUCAUUGCGAAGUAACGAUUAUUAGGUAUUGCUCGUCAUUUAGCUGCUCUUUUUGAAUGUCUUGAAAAUUGCAUUAUAUUGGAAAACAGCUUUUGCUGCUAGCAGAGUAGAGAAGAGAAACGCAACGAGAAACGUUCUCUCUGGACGUUUCCAAAUAUUAGUGAAAUGAGUAUGAAACUUCGAGAUCACUGAUUUACAUAUAGAUUGGUAUUUAAAAAUGUCGGCUGGACACUAUCUUGCAAUAUUUCUUUUGAAUAGGGUGGGGGUUAUGUCAUACCUCAUUUUGAAGCCUCCCAUGAGCAUAUAGAAUAUAAGACCACCAUCUUUUAAAAUAGUGGACUGGCAGGCUGUCAAGGUUGAGCGUUUUUGAAUAUUAAAUCGCUGGUGACUCAACAACUGUUUUUUACUUAUACUUGAAUUACCAUGAAGGCCUGAAAACGUAUAGGUACCGCAGGGCUAUAGAGCACGUGUGCAUGUAACCUUUCUGGCCUUUCUUAGGAAACUGGAGAACUAAUCAUCAUAUCAAUAUUUUUCUCCAGGAAAGGCCUUUCAGACUGUGCAAUGAAAUAUGGGUCAUUCAGUUUUAAAAAGAAUGUUUUAUAUUACAUAUUCCGCUAAACCUUUUUCAGAGGAGAAUAUUUAUAUAAUGCACUAUAGCGUUUUGCUGAUGAAGUACUUAUACCGAUCUUCAGAAUACAGUAUCACUUGAUCAUGUUCCAAAACUGCGUCCAGACAUUAUCAUGUCAUUUUCAACUGCCUCUGUUAUACGAGCCCCUUCCCACUUCAGUUGGCCCACUUCAAGAUUUGUACCAAAAUAUGCCUUUAUAACUAAACAUGACGAAACUAUUUACUUCUAAAACAAUUAAUUUUUCACAAACAUUUUAGAUACACUCUAGUCAUAAAAAAUAUAUAUUUGAAAUCACUUAGACCUAUAACUAAUAUAACAUCUGAACAAAUAAACAAUGUGCGAAUAAAGCAACAGUUGAAAGAUUACCAUUGGGUAACAUCACCUUUAUUUUUUAUUACGGCUGAAAAUCUUUGGGGCAUAUGUUAACCAAGUUUUGGCAAAAAUUUGGUGUAAAACAAUCCCAUAUUUCUUGAAGCUUUUGUCUCAGUUCGGUGAUUGUACGAGCAGGAUGUUGUCGUACAACCUUUUUCAUCUCGUGCCACAAAGUUUCAAUUGGUGACAGAUCUGGACUACUAGAAACCCAUUUCAAAAGUGGUACAUUAUUUUCUUCCAUCCAUUUUAUAGCCUUUUUUGAGGUAUGGCACGCUGCACCAUCUUGCUGAAACACAAAAUCUUGGC
Acanthoscelides obtectus is the source of this 1623-nucleotide messenger RNA. The record is from the annotation of a GenBank genome assembly. NCBI's taxonomy places the organism in Eukaryota, Metazoa, Arthropoda, Insecta, Coleoptera, Chrysomelidae.